Messenger RNA from Sphenostylis stenocarpa, 357 nucleotides. Lineage: Eukaryota; Viridiplantae; Streptophyta; Magnoliopsida; Fabales; Fabaceae. The record is from the annotation of a GenBank genome assembly.
GUGUGAUGGCAUUGGUCUCUGGAAGAUGUUCUGCUCUUAACCCAAAUGCACCUCUAUUCAUCCCUGCUGCUCUCCGUCAGGUGGAGGAUUUUUCACCUCAAUGGUGGGAUCUUGUGAAGUCUUCAACAUGGUUUCGUGAUUAUUGGUUGAGUCAACAUAAGGAGGAAGAGUUUGAAGAAGUUGGUAAUGACUCUACUAAUGAUGAUCUGGAGAAUAUGCUCUCAGAAGCUUUUGAUCUAAGCAUGGAAGAAGACUUAAAUGUUCUAGAAAACGAAUUUGAGCAGUUAGUGAUGUCCUCUGCAGUUCAAGAUCAUCUUGUUCAGGAUGAUCCUAAUGAUGGAAAAGUGGCUCCUUAUG